AUGAGUAAGAUACUCGGCAUAUGGGGCGAGGUGCCCGAAGAGAACCAAGAAUGGCACCAGAAGAUGCAGAUACCGGAAGCGACCAAGCGAUUGGGAACACGCGCCUUCCAUUUCCAGGCCGGAAAGAACAUGUUCCCAGAAGACCACGCACAAACUGCGACCUCUUUUACCCUGUACGACCCUUUAGAGUCAACAGAAUCGCAGUCCUCAAUUGAACAGAGUCUGCCAUUGUCAGGCUUGUCGAGCGAUGCACUGAAGGAUGUGCUUCUGGAGGCGCGAUCUUAUACUAGCCAUUUGGAAGACAAAGCAAAGGAGUUUUCAGGAGAUUAUGCCGACAUAGGAUGUCUUGUCAUGGGCGUCUUCCAACCAACGCCAGCAACGCACGACGCAUUCUUCGAAUGGUGGCGCGGAGAAUUCAUACCUUUCAUCCAACGUUCGCCGGAUUUUCUUCGAGUGCGACUGUGGAAGCUGGAUGAGGCUGCCGAUUUGCGAGAGCGGACGGUGCAGAUGCGAGAUCGCAACAACUUACUCGCAUACGUUAUGGUGUACGAAUUCCAAUCCGACGAUAUGCCUUGGGAGGUCGCAGUCGAGAUUGGUCAGUCGAAAGCAUACCAGCAGCUCGUAGAGCAAGACUUGCAAUACAAGUACGGAGUGUACCACCUCAAGAGAAUAUACGGGGAGACUGGUGAAGUCGAAGCUGAGUUCAACAAUGAUGUGUAUUCUGAUGAGGAGGACGAUUCAGAAUAA
Messenger RNA from Didymosphaeria variabile, 747 nucleotides. RefSeq lists its product as uncharacterized. Bases 1 to 747 code for a protein of 248 amino acids. Lineage: Eukaryota; Fungi; Ascomycota; Dothideomycetes; Pleosporales; Didymosphaeriaceae. The record is from RefSeq and is a predicted model, not a curated record. The transcript is spliced from 3 exons.